Messenger RNA from Gadus morhua (Atlantic cod), 3272 nucleotides. It is a transcript of the gene mfn1b, whose product is annotated as mitofusin 1b. Gene Ontology annotation, cellular component: mitochondrial outer membrane. The transcript is spliced from 18 exons. The coding region runs from base 179 to 2458 and encodes 759 amino acids. The record is from RefSeq and is a predicted model, not a curated record. Gene Ontology annotation, biological process: mitochondrion localization; mitochondrial fusion. Lineage: Eukaryota; Metazoa; Chordata; Actinopteri; Gadiformes; Gadidae. Gene Ontology annotation, molecular function: GTP binding; GTPase activity.
GAGUCACUAAGCCCCGCCCCUCAUUCUCGGACUGCAGUGAAAGGAUAACAAAUGGAAAGGUUAGCAAGGCUGUCACCCUCCUAAAGCUUCGUCUAGAAGUCGAGUCUUGAGGAAGAUUGUUUAUCAUUGUGUGAUGAAAAUAAAGCACGGAAUAUCUUGAGGAUUGCGAUUUGACAUCAUGGCUUCAAUCCCUUCACUAAGACGAACUGAUUCCGCCAAGGGGGAUUUAUCUCCCCUGAAGCACUUUGUUUUGGCAAAGAAGAAGAUAAGUGAUGUGUUUGAGCAACUACUGCAGUACGUGAAAGAAAGUUCAGAGUUUGUUGAAGAAACCUGUCAAAAUAAAGCUUUGGAGGAUAUAGCAAGCGAGGACCAGAAGAUAGAGAUCCAGGCCUAUACAGACAAACUGACGGUCAUUAAAGAAGUUCUGGCCCGUAGACACAUGAAGGUGGCCUUCUUUGGAAGGACCAGCAAUGGGAAGAGUACGGUGGUGAACGCCAUGCUGAGGGACCGCGUGCUGCCCAGUGGCAUCGGCCACACCACCAACUGCUUCCUGAGCGUCGAGGGAACCGACGAGGACAAGGCCUACCUCAAGACCGAAGGCUCCGAUGAGGAGAAGAGCAUCAAGACAGUGAACCAGCUUGCCCACGCCCUCCACAUGGACGAGAGUCUGGACGCCGGCUGCCUGGUCCGCGUCUUCUGGCCAAAGACCAAGUGUGCGUUGCUCCGGGACGACCUGGUGCUCGUGGACAGCCCCGGGACAGAUGUUACAACACAGCUGGACAGCUGGAUAGACAAGUUCUGCCUGGACGCAGAUGUGUUUGUGCUAGUGGCCAACUCCGAGUCCACACUUAUGAACACGGAAAAGCACUUCUUCCACAAAGUGAACGAGCGGCUGUCCAAACCCAACAUCUUCAUCCUCAACAACCGCUGGGAUGCCUCGGCCAACGAGCCGGAGUACAUGGAGGACGUCAGGAAGCAGCACACGGACCGCUGCAUCAACUUCCUGGUGGAGGAGCUGAAAGUGGUGGACCGCGAGCAGGCGCCCAACCGCAUCUUCUUCGUGUCGGCCAAGGAGGUGCUCAACUCCCGCAUGCAGCGAGCGCAGGGCAUGCCCGAGAACGGAGGGGCUCUGGCUGAGGGCUUCGAGGAGAGGCUGAAGGAGUUCCAAUGCUUUGAGAGGAGGUUUGAGGAGUGUAUCUCGCAGUCAGCAGUGAAAACAAAGUUUGAGCAGCACACUAUCAGGGCCAAGCAGAUCAUAGAAACGGUCCAGGGAAUCAUGGACAGCAUCAACAUAGAGGCGGCCGAGAAGAGAGUGGCAGCGCAAGAGGACAGGGAGUACCAGAUAGACCGGCUGGAGUUCGUAAAGAACCAGCUCAACCUACUGAUUGACGACACCAAGAAGAGGAUCAAGGCCAUCAGCGAGGAGGUGGCGUCCAAGGUGUCCAGUGCCAUGGGGGAGGAGAUUUGCCGCCUAAACGUGAUCAUCGACGAGUUCCACGCAGAUUUCCAUCCUUCCUCCAAUGUGCUCAAGAUCUACAAGUCGGAGCUCCUGUCCCACGUGGAGGAGGGCAUGGGCAAGAACCUGGCCUUCCGCUGCUCCAGUGCUAUCAACGCCUCCGUCCUGUCCUACCAGAAGGACAUGAUAGACAACAUGCUGCCCCUACUGCCCUCCGUCAGCCAGGGCCAGAUCCACAUGCUGGUGCCCAGCCGGAAGUUUGACCUGAGCUACGACCUGAACUGCGCCUCGCUCUGCAGCGACUUCCAGGAGAACAUCGAGUUCCAGUUCUCCCUGGGCUGGUCGUGCCUCGUCCACCGCUACCUGGGGCCCGCCAACGCACAGAGGGCCCUCAAGCUCAUGGACCAGAACUUCCAGCCAGCGCUGACGGCGGCGACCACGCCCACCUCCGGCCCCCCCGCCCCCUCCAACGCCGUGGCCCUGCCCAGCCAGGAGACGGCCGUCAUGAGCCAGGAGGACCUGAUGGUCGCCGUGGCAACCAACCUGGCGUCCAUCACGUCCCGCACCUCCGUGAGCGUGCUGGUGGUGGGAGGGGUGGUGUUCCGGACGCUGGGCUGGCGGCUGAUCGCCUUGUCGGGCGCCAUCUACGGCACGCUGUACCUGUACGAGAGGCUCACCUGGACCACGCGGGCCAAGGAGCGCUCGCUGAAGCGGCAGUUCGUGGACUACGCCACGGAGAAGCUGCAGCUCAUCGUCAGCUUCACCAGCUCCAACUGCAGCCACCAGGUCCAGCAGGAGAUGGCCACCACCUUCGCCCGCCUCUGCCAGCAGGUGGACCAGACCCAGAAGGAGCUGGAGGCGGAGAUCCGCCGCCUCACGGCCAACAUAGACCAGCUGGAGCACGUCCAGAGCCACUCCAAGACCAUGCGACACAAAGCCACCAAGCUGGAGAGCCAGUUGGAGGACUUCAUCACCCAGUAUCUGCGCCUCCCUCUGGACUGAUACACCUUUCUCUCUCCCGCUCCCUCUCUUUAAUAUCUCCUGUGGAGUCUUCUUCUCCACCCCGCAAGACCUCGGGCCCGCGCCUCAAACCGUAGCCACUUUUUUGAUGUGGCCUGAACCCUAAGUAGCCCGCCCACCCCCACCAACCCUCCACUUCUCCGAAGCCCGAGAAAGGCUCUUACCGUGAGGACAGGCCGUGAUCAACACGUGUAAUAAAGGUGUAUUCCCUGCCUUCCUUAAGGAAUAGAUGAAAGGACUAGUGGCAGCUAAACCAAUCCCCCAGAAAGACUGCCUUAAAAUCUCCGGCAGGAUAGUCUUUGGGGGGGGCCAAUGUUUUACUCCACUCCCAUGUUUUUCUAACUGUGAAUUAGAGAUUUUUUUUUCCCAGACUAACUUUUCAUUAGUAUAAACAGUUUGAGUGUGUGUGUAUGUAUAUGUGUGUGUAUAAGAGAAGUAUAUGUAAAAAAAACGAAAUUGGUUGAUCUGUUGGAUCUAUGAAUCAGUGUUGGUCUUGCACAGAGUUAAAGUGCAUGCAGAAUGUGUGAGGUUUUGAUGAAUCAUCAGAUACACGGAAGAGAACAAAAAGAGGCAUUUUCUUUUUGGGACUCAAUCGAUACCGUGUAGAUAAGUCUUUUGAUACUGUCAUGCAUUUUCUAAAGUCUUGUCGUUUAUACCCGUUAGACCAGACAUGAUUUUUGUGAAUGAAUGCGUUAACCCUUCUGAUUUUCCAGGACGUAUUAUAAGAAACUGAGUAAAUGUUUGAAGAAAAUAUGGUCUGUUUGUGUGCUUUUGCUUUAAAAGUUUUAUUCUUUAA